Messenger RNA from Ctenocephalides felis (cat flea), 294 nucleotides. RefSeq names its product cytochrome b-c1 complex subunit 9 (gene ox). Gene Ontology annotation, biological process: mitochondrial electron transport, ubiquinol to cytochrome c. Lineage: Eukaryota; Metazoa; Arthropoda; Insecta; Siphonaptera; Pulicidae. The coding region runs from base 90 to 254 and encodes 54 amino acids. The record is from RefSeq and is a predicted model, not a curated record. The transcript is spliced from 2 exons.
GACGUUACUUCAUUUGCUCAAAAAAAAAACCAUACCUAGUCCAAUUUGGCAUUUAGAAACAAUUGCAAAAUAUAAAAACUAAAUAAAAAAUGGGUGUUUACGAUUUGUUAUUCAGGAGGACUUCCACAUUUGUAGCCACUAUUAUGGCCUCGACGUUCUUUUUCGAAAGAACGUUCGAAUUAGGUUCUGAAUACAUGUUCAACAAAGUUAAUGAAGGGAAACUGUGGGCGCACAUCAAACAUAAAUAUGAAUAAACAACAACUCAAAUUGGAUAAAGUAGAGUUUAUUAUAUAA